Molecule: messenger RNA, 2454 nt
Organism: Diorhabda carinulata
Lineage: Eukaryota; Metazoa; Arthropoda; Insecta; Coleoptera; Chrysomelidae
Product: A disintegrin and metalloproteinase with thrombospondin motifs adt-2-like
Exons: 11
Coding region: 343-2238 (631 amino acids)
Biological process (GO): extracellular matrix organization; proteolysis
Cellular component (GO): extracellular matrix
Molecular function (GO): metalloendopeptidase activity
Source: RefSeq, a predicted model, not a curated record
AGUCUUAUCACGAAACAUACCUUGUGGAGAUGAAGGGAAGCAUCUGCCACUCUAAGAAAGUAUAGCCCACUUAAUCGACCUGUCCAGUUAAAAUUGUCAAGAAAUGAUGGUAUCUUAAGUCCAAACUUUCGGACAUAUGUACAUGAUGAAAAUGGAUUUUCUGUACUCAAUAGUACUCCUAAAAAUUGUCAUUACCUGCACAAAGAUGGUACUACUGUAGCUUCAAUUAGUAUAUGUUCACCUCAAAGUGUCCAAGGUUUGAUAUUCUUGGAAAAUUCUACUUUAGAAGUUCAGCCAUUAACAGAUAGAUUGAAAUCAUUACUACGUAUCGAGGAACCCAUCAUGGAAACAUUUUUAUCGGAAGAAAUGAAAAUUCCGCAUCUCGUGAAACGGGCAACUUUUUUACCAGGUUAUUUAUAUAAUGAAGCCGAAUUGUUUCCAAUAGUAGACAAUAUUUGGUCAGAAACUGAAGAAAUAAGAGCCGAGCAGCUAACAGAAGCGAAGGAGCGAUAUAAUUUUAGAGAACGGUAUGAAGCUGCAACUUCUAAAGGUCAAAUUCUUACCUUAGAACUGGCUUUGUUCUUUGAUGAAGCUGCCUAUAAAAUUUUUUCGCCAUUCUUCAAAUAUAACGAUAAGAAAUUACAAGACAUGCUACUAGCCUACAUAAAUGGGGUACAAGCUUUGUACCAUCACCCUAGUUUAGGGACAUCGUUAGAAUUAGCUUUAGUGAGACUUGAUAUUAUGAAAAGUCAACCGUCAAAUAUGCAGCACUAUGACGGCGAAAGAGACAAACUAUUGGACAGUUUUUGUGCUUAUCAAGAAAAAUUGAAUCCUCGAGGUGAUGGUAAUCCAGAACAUUGGGAUAUGGGAAUAUAUGUUUCAGGAUUAGAUUUCUUUGCAUACGAUAAGGGUAAAAAAAGUGGUGUAACUAUGGGUUUAGCUACAGUGGGCGGUGUAUGUUUGGAUAAAUAUGCUUGCGUGAUUGCAGAAUUUGGUACGACAAAUGUAUUUGGAAAACCGUAUCCCAGCGCAGGUUUCACAAGUGUUUAUAUUUUAGCUCAUGAAAUCGGACACAAUUUGGGUAUGCAUCACGAUAGUAUUGGAAAUAAUUGUCCAAAAGAGGGGUACAUAAUGUCUCCAUCUAGAGGUACAAAUGGUGAAACUCAAUGGUCGACUUGUAGUGCAUCUGUGAUGGCAAAACUGGGAUGGGCACAAUGUUUAGAGGAUUCUCCGAAAACGAAUAAAAAUUAUGACCACAACAAAUUGUUGGGUAUACCAGGUCAAAAAUAUACCGCAAAGCAACAGUGCGAAAUAUUGUUGAGAGACAAAGAUGCCACGAUUUUGUCAAGUCAAGAUCAAUCAACAAUUUGUUACAAUUUACACUGUAAAACUCCCCACAAAAGUGGGCAUUAUUUUGCAGGACCAGCUCUUGAAGGAACCCAAUGCGGAAACGGAAAGUACUGUUUUGGAGGUAACUGUAUCAAAAAAGCUUUACCCAAACCAAUUAAAGUAGUACCAGGAGGAUGGAGCAGUUGGAAACAAGGUGUUUGUAAUUCGGGUUGCAUAAUAAAUUCAAUGGGUCAUACUUCUAAAAGAAGACUUUGUAAUAAUCCGAUUCCUGUCAAUACCGAUCAAGGAUGUGAAGGAUCUGGUAUAGAGUUUGGUCUGUGUAAUGACAAUAAGGUGUGCAAUGAGAAAAUAUCUGCAGUUGAUUAUGCUUCUAAAAAAUGCCGUGAGUUUUCAAGAGUAUUGCCUGAGUUGGAUUCCAAAGGAUUUGGUCUCCAAUCUCCACACGAAGAAGAUCGACUUUGGAUGGGUUGCGCUAUUUUUUGCAAGAGAGCCGAUUCCCCAACAUAUUACACCCCAAGAAUAGAAUUAAAUGAUCUUGGCAUCUCGCCAUAUUUCCCGGAUGGAACUUGGUGCAACAAGAGAAAUAACUUAAAUUAUUAUUGUUUACAGCAUCAUUGCUUACCAGAGAAUUUCAAGUUAUCUAGAAACAACGGUCUUAUAGAUGAUCUAUCAUUUUUACAAAAUGCUCGUCCACAUCAAGACAUUCCUCAACAUAUAAAAGACUACUUAUCAGUUGAUUCUUUUGGUAGACCUAUAAAAAAGACUUUAUCUGAAAAUGAUGACAUACCUCGAGAAGAAGAAUGGGAAAUUCAUGACUACAUAGAAAUUCCAGAAUUGAAAGGAAAGCAAGGGAUUCCAGAUGAUACCUCCAGUCAUAUCUUUCGCUGAUAUUUAUUGCUUCUAGUUUUUGCAAUAACGAUGACAGAAUUAUAAUUAUCAAUGUAAAUAAAAGUCACUAUCAGAUAAAAUUUUUCAGCUUAGUACAGUCUGGCUGGAACCGCGAAAGAAACGAAAACAAAAUACUGCUAAAAUCCAAUUUGAUUAUUCUCGAUUUUUUAGUUGAAUUUGGAAGAUUACAAUAUAAAAAUUAUUAAAUAAAACCAA